AUGAUUCAAUGCCCCGCGCCCAGCGAUCGCGUCCAGAAGCGCACGCCCAUUGCGGGGAUGACUACACUACUACCAGACCCUCAGAGCGAUGAGCCCCUCGACGAGAACUUGACGCCCUGGUCAGCUUCCAGCCCUCCCCAUGGCGAGUCCCGGGAUCGCAGUCCCAGUCCAGAGGGUCCGCGGCCACCUUUGCCUCCGCGCCCGAACACCUUAAGCUUGUUAAACGACGAGACGGCAUCGCGAACCGCGAAUUUACAAUGUGAGGCGACAACAGCCGUUUCUCGAGGGGAGAUUGGUACGCAGUCACCGGAAGCCGCAGGUAGUGUCUAUUCGACACUGGCAGUGCGUGGCUUGUCUCGAGGGCUCAAGGCGAGGGCCAGCCUUAGCCAUUUAGCUAGUCCGAGAGGCAGCGAGGCCGGAGACUCGGCGAGCAUUCGAAGUUCAAUCCAGAACAGUGAUCCUGGAGAUGUCGAAGCCCUGUUCAAGGACUUCGUGGCGACAGCGCCUGUAGAUCAGCCGGGUACCGCAAGCUUGCUUCACUUUCCCGAAUUCCCCGCCGAUGAUGUGGACGAUGACGAGUUUAUGGGCGAGUUUGAGCCGGUCGGUGAACUAGAUGAAGAUGCUGGCAAUGAAGAGUUGCUCCUUCAGCGGUGGAAGUCAAGGCAGAAACACUACAUGAUUCUUUCGGCCGCUGGCAAGCCGAUUUGGACGCGGCACGGCGACGGAGGGUUGAUUUCAACCUAUGUCGGGGUCGUUCAGACCAUCAUAUCGUUCUAUGAAGAUUCGAACGACCAUCUCCGUAGCUUCACAGCUGGGGAUACUAAAUUUGUCAUUAUGACUCGAGGGCCCCUACAUCUCGUCGCCAUCAGCCGCAUGAUGGAGAGUGAUGACCAGCUGCGGCUCCAGCUAGAAGCUUUUUACAUGCAGAUCCUAUCCACUUUGACGCUGCCUUCCCUCGCUCAUCUCUUUUCCGUGCGGCCAUCUACCGAUUUGAAGCGACCGUUGCAAGGCUCAGAAACUCUCUUGUCGUCAUUGGCAGACAGUUUUACCCGCGGAUCACCAUCUACUUUGCUAUCUGCUUUGGAAUGUCUCAAGCUACGCAAAGUACAUCGCCAAUCGAUUAACAAUGCACUUUUGAAAUCCAAAGCCAGCAGUCUGCUCUAUGGAUUGGUGGUUGCAGGUGGGCGACUCGUGAGUGUUGUACGGCCAAAGAAACACUCGCUCCACCCGGGUGAUCUACAGCUUCUCUUCAACAUGGUAUUCGAGGCCGAUGGCGUCAAGGCUGGAGGCGGAGAAAGUUGGAUCCCCGUCUGUCUACCUGGUUUCAACAGCAGUGGCUACCUAUAUAUGUAUGUCAGCUUCCUCGAUCUCCGAGGCGACAUCGACGAGAAUGAGGACAUUUCGAAAGACGAGUCAGUUGCCAUUGUCCUCAUCAGUCCGGACAAGGAAAGCUUCUUCGAGAUGCAAGGAAUGCGUCAUUCGUUUGUGGAACAAAUGGAGAAGAAUGGCAGUCUUAAGGUGAUCGCUUCUGCAAUUGACCAGGGUCGGCCGGCAACCACGGACAUUGUGCCCGGGACGGUGCUGCACCAUUUUUUGUAUAAGUCCCGGCCGAACGUUCAAUUUACCAUGUCGUCUUACUCUCCUGAGUUCACUUCGAUCUCUCGCCGGCGAAGAUUGAUGUCUGUGUACAAUAACAUUCACUCCAGCGUCCACGCCAAGAACACCCAUGUCAAGGUACACCACUGCGUAUCACGGUCAGCAAGUUCAUUUGCAUGGGUGACCCCGGUCUUUGAGUUAUACUGCGUUGCUGAGCCGAACGCGAACCGAAACGCGCUGGUGCAAAGCGCCAGCAAGGUCGCUCAGUGGGUACAACAAGAGGAAGAAAGACUAUUCAUCAUUGGUGGUGCCGUACGUAUCAUCUGA
Molecule: messenger RNA, 1923 nt
Organism: Penicillium canariense
Lineage: Eukaryota; Fungi; Ascomycota; Eurotiomycetes; Eurotiales; Aspergillaceae
Product: guanine nucleotide exchange factor MON1
Exons: 3
Coding region: 1-1923 (640 amino acids)
Biological process (GO): protein targeting to vacuole; vesicle-mediated transport
Cellular component (GO): fungal-type vacuole membrane; Mon1-Ccz1 complex
Source: RefSeq, a predicted model, not a curated record